This is a messenger RNA of Acipenser ruthenus (sterlet), 3472 nucleotides long. Its product is annotated as cullin-5. Gene Ontology annotation, biological process: SCF-dependent proteasomal ubiquitin-dependent protein catabolic process; protein ubiquitination. Gene Ontology annotation, molecular function: ubiquitin protein ligase binding. The record is from RefSeq and is a predicted model, not a curated record. The coding region runs from base 314 to 2656 and encodes 780 amino acids. NCBI's taxonomy places the organism in Eukaryota, Metazoa, Chordata, Actinopteri, Acipenseriformes, Acipenseridae. The transcript has 19 exons. Gene Ontology annotation, cellular component: SCF ubiquitin ligase complex; Cul5-RING ubiquitin ligase complex.
UCGUUAUGAAGGCUAAGUUUAGCACCCGCUCACACACGAUUCCAAGCAGGAAUUACAUUGUGAAAGGUCAUAAAACUGCAGCUCUAACACCAUAUCCCGGUAAACCACAGCAUAUGAAGGCAAACUGGAUACAGUUUUAAAGGCAGCAAUAGGCAGUUGCAGGCUUUUUUGUUUUUUUUUUAAAUCUAUGAACCGCUAAAAUUUAAAACUUUGUGAACAGAAAUGCAUUUUAUGUUGCUCAAUCUUUAAGGCCCCUUGAUAACUAAACCCUGUAAAUCUCGCGAGAGUGCGUGAGGCGAUAAAUUGAGGGAACAUGGCGACGUCUAAUUUGCUAAAGAACAAAGGCUCCCUCCAGUUUGAGGACAAAUGGGAUCUGAUGCGCCCCAUCGUUCUGAAGUUAUUGCGCCAGGAAUCCGUGACAAAACAGCAGUGGUUCGAUUUGUUUUCGGAUGUUCAUGCAGUUUGUCUUUGGGAUGACAAAGGUCCAGCAAAAAUCCACCAGGCUUUGAAAGAAGAUAUCCUUGAUUUUAUCAAACAAGCACAGGCAAGAGUGUUGAGCCAUCAGGAUGACACCGCAUUACUCAAAGCCUACAUUGUGGAAUGGAGAAAGUUCUUCACUCAGUGUGACAUCCUCCCCAAGCCAUUCUGCCAGCUCGAGAUUACACUGAUGGGGAAACAGGGCAGCAACAAGAAGUCAAAUGUAGAAGACAGCAUUGUGAGAAAGCUCAUGCUUGACACGUGGAAUGAGUCCAUCUUUUCCAAUAUAAAGAAUCGGCUGCAGGACAGUGCAAUGAAACUGGUGCACGCAGAGCGAUUGGGAGAGGCAUUUGACUCGCAGCUCGUCAUUGGAGUCCGAGAGUCUUAUGUGAAUCUGUGCUCCAACCCCGAAGACAAACUUCAGAUUUAUCGGGAUAAUUUUGAAAAGGCAUAUCUGGAUUCAACUGAGAGAUUUUACAGGACACAAGCUCCCUCAUAUUUACAGCAAAAUGGCGUUCAGAAUUAUAUGAAAUAUGCUGAUGCUAAGUUAAGAGAAGAAGAGAAAAGAGCACUUCGUUAUUUAGAGACGAGGCGUGAAUGUAACUCUGUACAAGCACUUAUGGAAUGUUGUGUAAAUGCACUUGUGACGUCGUUCAAAGAGACGAUCUUAGCAGAAUGCCCCGGCAUGAUUAAAAGAAACGAAACUGAUAAGCUACAUCUUAUGUUUUCACUCAUGGAUAAAGUUCCAAAUGGAAUCGAACCCAUGCUGAAAGAUUUGGAGGACCAUAUUAUAAGUGCCGGGUUAGCAGACAUGGUAGCAACAGCUGAAACGAUCACUACUGACUCUGAGAAAUAUGUAGAGCAGCUGCUUACAUUAUUUAAUCGAUUCAGUAAACUAGUUAAAGAAGCAUUUCAAGAUGACCCUCGCUUUCUGACUGCCAGAGACAAAGCAUAUAAAGCUGUUGUGAAUGACGCCACAAUAUUUAAACUUGAGCUACCCCUGAAGCAAAAAGGAGUGGGUUUAAAAACACAGCCUGAGUCCAAGUGCCCUGAGCUGCUAGCAAACUACUGUGACAUGUUGUUAAGAAAAACACCGCUUAGUAAAAAACUCACCUCUGAAGAAAUUGAAGCAAAACUGAAGGAGGUGUUACUGGUGCUAAAAUAUGUGCAAAAUAAAGAUGUCUUCAUGCGGUAUCAUAAAGCACAUUUGACUCGCCGUUUGAUCCUGGACAUUUCAGCUGACAGCGAGAUUGAAGAAAACAUGGUGGAGUGGCUUAGAGAAGUGGGUAUGCCUGCAGACUAUGUAAACAAACUGGCCAGGAUGUUUCAGGAUAUUAAAGUAUCCGAAGACCUUAACCAGUCAUUCAAGGAAAUGCAUAAACACAAUAAGCUUGCAUUACCAGCGGAUUCAGCGAACAUUAAAAUCCUGAAUGCUGGAGCCUGGUCCAGGAGCUCUGAGAAGGUGUUUGUGUCUCUGCCCACGGAGCUGGAGGACCUCAUUCCGGAGGUCGAGGAGUUCUACAAGAAGAACCACAGCGGCAGAAAACUGCACUGGCAUCACCUCAUGUCCAACGGCAUUAUAACGUUUAAGAAUGAAGUGGGCCAGUAUGACCUGGAGGUCACCACAUUUCAGCUGGCCGUUCUGUUUGCCUGGAACCAAAGACCCAGAGAAAAGAUUAGUUUUGAAAAUCUCAAAUUGGCAACUGAGCUCCCAGACGCAGAGCUUCGACGGACCUUAUGGUCUCUUGUAGCUUUUCCAAAGCUAAAGCGGCAGGUGUUAUCAUACGAACCUCAAGUCAACUCACCCAAAGACUUUGCAGAAGGCACCCUCUUCUUCGUGAACCAGGAGUUCUCUUUAAUUAAAAACAGCAAGGUUCAGAAAAGAGGAAAGAUUAAUCUCAUCGGCAGACUGCAGCUGACAACAGAGAGAAUGAGAGAGGAGGAAAAUGAAGGGAUCGUCCAGCUAAGAAUAUUAAGAACCCAGGAGGCCAUCAUCCAAAUAAUGAAAAUGCGCAAGAAGAUUACCAACGCCCAGCUCCAGACUGAACUGGUAGAAAUUCUAAAAAACAUGUUUUUACCGCAGAAGAAAAUGAUCAAAGAGCAAAUUGAAUGGCUUAUCGAGCACAAAUACAUCAAGAGGGAUGAGUCGGACAUAAACACCUUCAUUUACAUGGCGUAGCGACGAGGAAGAGCGCACGAGUGGCGAUGAUGACGCCAGGCGGACCCGGCUCUGAUCGGAAGAAUGUCAACAAGAAAAAACACGAAAUACUGGAUUUGUGAAUUACUCUUCAGUUACAUACAUAUUAAAAUCCCUGCCUUGCCUUAUAAAGAAAAAAAAAAAGAGGACUAUAUUUUGCCAAUGUUAUUCGGUAUGCAUGGUGGCGUUUUGCCUUCGUGUUUCUCUCAUCUUCAACGGCAUGCAAUUUUGUGGAAAUAAUGCAUUCAUCAAACGAGCCUGUUGUGUGCUGUUAAAAAUAAUUAUAAUUUCGAUCCACUGUGCAAGUCCGCUGUCGGAUGGAUUACAGAUAUUUCUUCUUUUUCGGACGUGCCCGCAACAGUAAACCUAGACCCACACAUCAUUAUGCACUGGGGAACUGCUGUUAGUUUUGUAUAUAAAGAAUUGUAAUUAGAACUAGGAUUAGCACUUCCACUUUAUGUUCUGGACCGUUUCCUUUUUCGGCAUACAGUUUCUGAAGAUGGUUUAUCAUUAAUGUUGGUGUCCUGAAGUUUGCAAGUUGUAACCGACAGUUGUAUUACCAUGCAUUUCCGUAAUGCGAUGGCAGUCUUUUCUCUAAGUCAACAAUAUUUUCAGUAAACCUUAUUUUAUGUCCCCGGCCCCAACACAUUAUUUUCUUUUUCUUUUUAUUCUUUUUGUCUCCUAAAAUAAGGUUUGUACUGCUGGUUAUAAAACAAAACAGUGUUGCGUUCAGUUUUCCGAAUGCCGUGAAAAUUGAUUUCUUUGCGCUGAAUUAGGUUGCUAUUAAACAAAACAAAA